Volvox carteri f. nagariensis is the source of this 3002-nucleotide messenger RNA. RefSeq lists its product as uncharacterized. Gene Ontology annotation, molecular function: adenosylmethionine decarboxylase activity. Gene Ontology annotation, biological process: spermidine biosynthetic process; spermine biosynthetic process. Lineage: Eukaryota; Viridiplantae; Chlorophyta; Chlorophyceae; Chlamydomonadales; Volvocaceae. The record is from RefSeq and is a predicted model, not a curated record. Gene Ontology annotation, cellular component: cytosol. The transcript is spliced from 3 exons. Bases 394 to 1551 code for a protein of 385 amino acids.
UGCGCUAUCCCCUUAUCCAUUGCUUUCAAUUCGCGUCUUGAACCUGACAACACUUUGUUAUAUCCUACCUCGUGAUCCCGCGCGCCGCUUCUUCUGCGUUGACAGAUGAGCGUCUCCUAUGCCUGUUAGCAGCAGUAUGCGCGUAUUUGAGCCGCUAGCUGAGCCCGUAGCUGUCGAUCGUCCAGCCGUUAUCGCCAAGUUCUCCGCUGCUUUCGCCGAUUGCGUCAAGUUUCCCAGCUAACAUUAGCUUUUCUCGAGGGAACCAGCUGAGCGAGCUGCAAUAGUUUUGUCCCGCAAAACAGUUUAGUCGUUUAGUAGAGAGAGUGAUUCUUUCCAACACAGCACACAGCUCCUGUGGUCUCCCCAAAGCCCGCAAGCAAUCAACACCUGAAAAUGAUGACCGACUCCGUGCUGGCCGCGCCGAUUUUCGAGGGUAGCGAGAAGCGCAUCGAGGUGGAUUUCCGCCUCGGUGCCAACGCGCCUGCGAAUGGGCUGCGCGCCAUCCCACGCGAUGUCCUGGACGAGCUCAUGACACUCGCGCGCUGCUGCAUCGUCUCCUCGCGCGGCAACGAACAGAUGGACGCGUACGUGCUCUCUGAGAGCAGCCUCUUCGUCUACCCCACGAAGUGGAUUCUCAAGACGUGCGGCACCACCCGCCUGCUGAACUCUGUGCCCCGGCUGCUGGAGGUGGCUCGUGCCUUGGGACUGGAGCCCCGGCGCUGCAAGUACACCCGCGCUAGCUUCCUGUUCCCCGAGAACCAGCCAUUUCCGUACACGGCCUUCGAGCACGAGGUCGGCUUCUUGGACGAGCAUGUGGGCGCUAUGUGCCCCGCUGGCAGCGGCACCGCCUUUGUGCUCGGGGAGCCGUAUCAGGGCCUGCAGUGGCACGUCUACCUGGCGGACGAUAUGCGCUCACUGGACUCCGCCUUCAAGCCCACCUACAACAUGGAGGUGUGCAUGACGGAGCUGAGCCCCGAGGCAGCGCAGCAGUUCUUCCGCGACGGGCGGUUCGUGAGCGCGGAGCAGACGACUCGCGAUACUGGCAUCAUUGCGCUCAAGCCUCGCGCUCAAGUGGACGACUACGUCUUCGAGCCGUGCGGCUACAGCAUGAAUGGCAUCGACGGCACCGGUCUGAUCACCAUACAUGUGACGCCUGAGGCGCAUCAGAGCUAUGCGAGCGUGGAGUUUUCGGGUUUUGGGGAGGAUCUGGUGGCAGACCCCGUUGAGCUUCUGUCGAAGGUGGUUAAGAUUUUCCGGCCAGGCAAAGUCUCGGUGACUUUGUCCGUGGACAAGGUCGAUAUGGACGAUGGCGCGUGGGGCACCGCGAUGGGCGGGCUGGUGUCGGGCUACCGGCUGCAGGGCGCCGCCUGCCAGGUCUCCCCGUGCGGCGGCAAAGUUGCCUACUACACGCUGGCUGAGAAGCUGGCGGUGCCCGGCUCGCCCACCACGCCGUUGCACCACGCCGCGUCCUUCCUGUCAGUUGCCGCGUCGUCGGAUUCCGAGACCGACGGCAACGGCAGCGAGCCUGAGCCGGAACCGUCCACCACCUAAGAGGUUAGGAGGAAGAGCAGUACAGUUCGGGCCCUUUGCGAGGCAACGAGGAGUGCGGAAGAGGAGGUGGAGGAGAAAAUGUGGGAUGAUGGGCAGCAGGGACGUGGGGACUGGGGGGAUGUCUUCUUAUGUCACCCUUCCAGCUUGUGAAGUGGUUGGUACGACGCCCCCGUGUCCCUAUUUCUUAGGGUUUGCUGCGCGGUGCUACAGCUACCGCUAUUGCAACCUGUAUACUACCCUCCUGCCCCCGUCUUCCCUUCGAACCUUAUUAUGUAUCUCCUAGUUAUGUGAUCCCCGCGUCACCUCUUCUGCAAUCUCGCCUGCCUCUUGAUGUGAUGAGAUGUGUGUGUGGCGAUUGCGGUGACGGACGGCGAUGCUGAGCUGGUCAGUCUUUUCCGGUUGGCUGCUGGGCCGGAUUGGCUGCUCUGGUUAGUGUCGACUGCUGGUGCCGUCUGCGCGUGUAGCACGUCACUGCCUUUCACACAGCGAAGUAGGCCCGAGCGUGUCUUGCUACUGCGAGAGAGAGACAGAAGGCUCAAUAGUUUUUUUGCGGGGUUCCACCACACUGUGAUUGUGCUGAGCCGGUGGCGAUGGGGAGUGUGUGUAGAGGGGUCAGGCGAUCGUUGCUUCUCCUGUAGCCUCGUCGUGGUUGAGGAGGCCGACGAACGGGAUGAGGAGGAGCAAACUUGCGCGAUGAAUAAUCUAAUCAGAUCGCCGACUCUUUUCUGCGACCUAGCCUGGUUCCGUACUGGACAGUGACAGGGCUGUUGGCGGAAGGGGUACCGACUUGAUUAUUGCGUCUUUGCGAGGCUUUGUUGACGCAACGGUGCUGCUGGAAGUCGGUGCUGUGAUUGUGUUGUGUCCUUCCCACAGGGGAUAGGUGCCGGGAUGAAUAAAUAUUAAAACGAGUUGAAUUUGUGUGUGAUGGUUUUGCCGGGACUUAGCAGCCGUUUAUCUCUUCCCUCGAGGAGCCAUCUACGUGAAAGCGUGGCGUGGAGUGAUAUGAAACAUGAGGCUUAUGUGUGUGCGUUGUUUUGAUUGCAUACCGGAAAAGAAAAAAGAGUUGCCCUCGUUGUGCACAUUUGCGUGCACUCGGUCGUUGUUGAAAGAUUGAAGAAUUGUGAUGUGAUUUCUUCAAGGGCGAACAUCAACGGAUUUUGAAUCCGUAUCUGCGCAAACAUCGCAUCACAUGUCGGCGGAGGCAGGAUUUGUUUUUCACAGCUGGUUAAAAAAACGGGUUUUCUCGAGUUCGAGUAAAUGUUUUAGCAACGACGUUAGUUUUGGUCUUCACGGAAGAGAGAGACUCCUAACAGGGAUAGCCGUCUUGGUGACGCCCGGCUUUCGGAGAAGCAAAAAACAUCUCAUCAUUAGCUUUUUUGUCAAUGAGUUUUUAUUACGUCUGACGGCUUUCCACGUCAUCGGCGAUUGAUUGUAACAUAAUAUUCUGCCUG